Cladocopium goreaui is the source of this 1182-nucleotide messenger RNA. The record is from the annotation of a GenBank genome assembly. NCBI's taxonomy places the organism in Eukaryota, Dinophyceae, Suessiales, Symbiodiniaceae.
AUGGCCCCAUGGCCCAGGAAGCGCAAUUGUCCCAAGGUGGUAAAGCUCCAACCCCCCUUCCCAUCCUUCCAGCAGCCGACCUCAGCCAUCAUCCUCGGCCUGGUCAUCGCUGCCUCGCUGUCCAUCCGGGGCUUCAACGCAGCCUCCUCCGGCUUCAAACUCACGCAGUGCGGCUCGGCGCGGCUCAAAAGGUUGGGAGGUACAGCCGCGCAGUUGGUCAACGACACCAUGGGAGGAAACCCUGAACAAAGCUUCCUUGGCGUCAUCCGCACCUUGGAAGUCUUCCAGGAGCUGAAGGACUCCUUGGAUCCGGGUUCCGACUUCCUGAUCGAAUUGGAACAGAUCUUAACCAACACCAAACCCAUCUCGGAUGCUGUGGUGGUGGCAUCAGCGACCAUGAGUAACUUGAAGGCGAUGAUGGAAGCCCCUGGCAACGUGAAUCCCGCGACGACCGGAGGUGAAGAUCUGCUCCACAAGUGCGAGCUCUGUAGCAUCCUGGCGCCAUCCCUGACCAGCGCCAUCGAUGCCCUGGACAACGGCGUGGGAACGGCGCUGGCGCAGACACGUGAGGUGGUCAGUGAGCAGCUGCAGGGCGAGAACUUGGCCAAGCUGAGCGAUAGUAUGCUUUCCGGAACUGCUCCGUUGGUUGAGUUGAAGACGGUGGUCCAUUCAGCCUUUGGACCCUUCGUGGAGCAGGAUACCUUGGAAGCAAUCACCGUACAGCUGGAUAGCAUCGGAACCCUCUCCAGCGUGGCGUUGAUUGGUGUGGCUCUCCUCCUGGCGCUGUGCAGUCUUCUCACUGGAAUCUGCUGGAUUUGCGUCGACACCCACACUGCCGCGGAUGGAACGAGCCAACACAGGAGAAUCACCUGCCGCUGCGCCAUGUGCUCUUGGUGCUGCGGCUGCUACUACAUGUUGUUCGUUUUGUUGAUCUCCGGAAUCAUGACGGCGGCCUCCAUUCCACUGAGCAGCAUGUGCCUGGUGCUGGAGGAUGUGAAUGGUGAGCUGAUCCGCGACAUCGCGGCACCCUUGGAGCUGAACAUCUCAGGGCCAGAAGGCGAUCGAGCCCUGGGGAUGUCACCUCCCAACAAAAAGGAGAUUCUUCUGGCAACCCAAAAGCAUACAUUGAACCGGAAGAAAACAAACAAAAUAUGUGGGCAUACAUUGAACAGAAUGUUUUGA